GACGCUUCGAAUAAUACGGACGUUCAGAUUUGAGCACAAUUCUCUUUCAAUUCUCUUCCAUUUUAUUUUCAACUCUUUACAGUACCUGUCACGAGAAUAUCAUGUACAUGGGCGUUGUUCUGAUGUGUCAUGUCAUUUGCCCAACCCACUGGAAUAGCACCAUGUCUGACAUACAUCGCACUUGUUAUUUCCACAAGCACAGGUGCGCAAUCCUUAGAUCUGGACGGGCUCGGGACAGGCAACCUCAGCCUACCCCCUGAAGCAACGCCACCGGCCACACGCCAGAGAAUAACUGUCCAUACGGAUGGCGUCCCGUCUUUUAGGACCCCCAUGCGACGAGCUUGGGCAAUUUUCAGGUGGCGUCGUUUAGUGCUGUCGAAGUUUGGGGCCUGGGCGUUUGGGCGUUGUAGCCCUGCUCGUGUGCCGUACCGCAGCGCGGAACGAGACGAGACGAGUCUGAGUCAAUUCGGGAGUAAAUACUUGGGGGCGGAAUAUUUACAUUGCGGACAGAAUUGAGUUGUGUCGACUGCACUAUGGGUUUGGACGAGAAAAGCCGGACAGAUGAGAAGCCGCAAGGGCCGGGUUGACCUCGCCUAUUGAAACUUA
Trichoderma harzianum CBS 226.95 is the source of this 606-nucleotide messenger RNA. RefSeq lists its product as hypothetical. NCBI's taxonomy places the organism in Eukaryota, Fungi, Ascomycota, Sordariomycetes, Hypocreales, Hypocreaceae. The transcript is spliced from 2 exons. The record is from RefSeq and is a predicted model, not a curated record. Bases 130 to 516 code for a protein of 128 amino acids.